CUCACUUGCGCGCACUCCUACUUCGAACGUCAGAGAUCGCGCGCGCACCAGACAUUGCACUCCAACCUUUUUUAUUGUGAAGAUAAUUUCGUGAUGGAGAAGGAGCAUCAGCCAGAUUCGAUGGCGACCAUCACCAUGAAGCCGGAGUACCCCCCGUCGGAGGUGUACAGCACGUCGGAGCCGCCGCCGGCAUACCGCCAGCGGCCUUCGUCAUCGGUGCAGAUCGCCCGGAUCGCUGCGCUGACGGUGGUGGCUGCCUCCUUUAUCCUGGGCUCCUUCAUCCUCGCCUCCAGCUGGGUGGCGGCGCGAGCCUCAUGCCACCAGCUCGAGCAGCUCGAUGCCAUGCUCGACAAGGAACUUGCUCUCGAAGGCAGAGCUUAUGGAAACGACGCGUUGAUGGCGGACGAACCUCUGCCAAACGCACAUGCACUGCAAGGCGUGCCGCCGCCCGCGCCGUCCGCGCAGGCGUCAGCGGCGCCCGCGCAGGCCCCGAGCCUAUCGCCCGUGCCUGCCAGCCACACCAAAGAGGACUCGCUCAACCAAGCUGAGUCCAAGAUCGAUGAGGAUAAACUACAGAAAAUCGACGAUGACAAUUCGAAGACCGAAGCGGCUGCAUCGAGCGACGAGAGCUCAGAGUCCGACAGCUCCUCGGAAGAUGACGACGACUUGGACGCCGUGCGCCCCGUCUUCAAGCUGCCCAUACAGUUCGACCUUGACGAGCUAGCGGGGGCCUUCCUUGCCAACAACCAGAAGGGCCGUAUGAACUGCAUGGUGGAGCGCAGACGCGAUGACCCGAUGGAGAGGCGGUUCCCGUUCAACAUCCUCGGCGCCUUCGCCCCCCGCAACGCGCACGCUGAACGCAUCGCCAUCAUCUGCCACGGAGGAGACGAACCCAGGCCGAUGGGUUUCCCGGAACCGCAGUCGCAGGUGUUCGCGUUCCCGUUGUCUGGCCCGGUGAGACUGCCGCUGAGGCCGCAGCCGGAACGCCAGGCACCGCCAGCGCCCGCACAGGAGCCUCGCAUGGCUCCCUUCGCACCCAUGCAGCAUCGCCCGGCGCCCUUCCCUAUGCCCAUGCCAUGGGAUUCGUCCGAGGAGCAGAUGGCAGCCCCCCGCGAGAUGCGCAUCCAUGUGCAGCGCGUGAUCGCCAUCCCAGCGCCCCACAACAUGCCGCCUCCACCUGAGGGCCUUGCCAACAUGGGCCCCUUCGCGCCGCCACCACCGCCGCCGCAGACACAUGACCAGAAUGAGCAGCCGACCGUGCUUCACCAAUUUGUGCCCCAGCCCGCUCCCACGCAAGAGUUAGAGCAGUCCGAGAUCCAGAAGAUGCAGAUGCCGUGGGGGCUCACUCCUGAGGACCUCCACAUGAUCCACCGCACAGCGGAGGACGCCGCCGCCUCGCAGCGCCGUGACCACCAGAUCGACAAUGACAUGCAAGAGGUGAAGACGAUCGUGAACACGCUGGCGGCGGCAGCGGAGGCGGAGGCAGAGGCGCAGGCGCAGGCGGAGGAGCAGCGGCAGGCGGAGACGCACUCGCCUGCACAGGAGCAACCAGCGCCGCGCGCACCGCGCACGCUGCUGCUGCCGCAGGAUAUGCCCAUGGAGGAGAGGCCGCAUUAUAUGCAGCCCCGUUCGGUGCGCAGUGUAGACGCACUUAUGCACCACGAGAAGCGCGUCAAGCGUUGCGCAUGCAGCUGCGACUAAACAUGCAGCGCCCACGCAAGCCCGCGCAUGCGCCGCCCCCGUGGCACCCUCCGUCCAUGUCACAACAUUGUAACAAAGUAAUAAUCUUUGUUUAAAGAAAAACACGACUUUUCGCCCCCCCCCUUUAUGUAAAUAAAGUUGUUAAAUCCUGAGCUUCGAAAUGUCGUUUUCAAUUACCUAUCAAUCUUUAAGGUUAUAUUUAUGGGAGUUUUGUGAUUGUUAAUCAUAAAUUACACAUUUUAUGUUUCGUUGUACGAUGUAUAGAGUUUAGGUGUACCUUUUAUGAAUCAUUUGUAUCUCAAGAAUGCAAUACCAACAAAUUACAUAUACAUUUAAUCAGAUGUAAUUGGUUGUGGACAGCGGGAGGUCGGCGAAUGAAAGUAUUUCCCUGAUUAAAUUCAUCGCCGCCUGUACAUUCCGGCUCUCUACCAGGCAUUCAUCGCGUCCAUACAAAAUAUUUCACCGUUUUAAUUUACAGUAAAAUAAAAGUGCAUUUUGUUGGGUUAAUAUUGCAUUUAUGUCGGACCAGUAAAUUAUAACAUUGAGAUAUUGUUGUUGUAUUCUAAAUCAAUCUCACUUUCUAUUGUGAUCCUAAAUUAAAUUUAUUAGUUGUA
This is a messenger RNA of Pectinophora gossypiella (pink bollworm), 2315 nucleotides long. RefSeq lists its product as uncharacterized. The transcript is spliced from 11 exons. Bases 94 to 1701 code for a protein of 535 amino acids. The record is from RefSeq and is a predicted model, not a curated record. NCBI's taxonomy places the organism in Eukaryota, Metazoa, Arthropoda, Insecta, Lepidoptera, Gelechiidae.